AUGGCCAGAUCCUUUGAUUUGGUCAAGGUGAUCUUGGCCGGUGUGUCGGCCUUUCUUCUCCUCUUGACACUCAUCUUUAUCAUCUUGUUUGCGACGAAAUCAACGAAAGCCACCGGUUUCCUCGUCUCGUUCGCUUCUGAUGCUGACUCGUCCGCGGCAAGUAAAGCGAUUGAGAAAGCUUUCAAGGAUGCCAAGUACACGGUUCGAAAUGUGAAAGUGCAAGAAGCCGGCGAUGGAACGUGGAAGGGUGUGGUUGUUGUGAAAGGAGAUCAAAAAGUCGAUGAUGUGAGCAAAAAAGUGAAGCCGGACGCGAGUGGAUAUUCGGGAUUGCAGAUUAGAGAUGGUAGCAAAGCAUUGGAUAUCUGUGCCCCUCCCCCACCAGCAGCAACCACCUCCGAGAAACCUCAAUCCACACCAAGCACUACAGCAGCUGUGCCAACUACUUGGUGCUCGGACAACAACGGGGCAAGAGAUUACGUCUUUUUGAUUGACGUAAUUCCAUCGGAGCAUUUGGGCAAUGGAGAAACGAGGAAAUUGGAUGUACUCGGAGACAGGCUUGAUGAAGUGAUUAAAGGGAUUCCCAGCAAUGCUAGAUACGCUUUUAUGACAAUCGACGGCGAUGAUGAGGAUAAUCCGGCUAUCACUCAACUCACAAACGACGUCAAAGCGCUGAGGCAAGGAAGAGAUGAGGUGAUCCAACGAAUCAAGAACGCGAAUCAAAACGAUGAUUAUGCGAUGCAAUCUAUCGACUGGACUGCGAUUGCAUCCAACUUCAAUAUGUUGAAGCAGGGAAUGAAGCCGACGAUCCCCGUCUCGAUCGUUGUCAUUACCGAUCACCGCCCCGACGCAGGCCAAUCGACUUUCUUCUCUUUGCGAAACAAGGGGUAUUUCAUCACAGCGCUCAUUGGCCGAGGCACAUCUGGGUACAAAGAUUUGGCGAGCAUCCCACCGACACUUUUUGAGACCUACGAUGAUCUCCGCUCGGAUAUCAUCCCAACAGCCAUGUGCACAGUGAACGGCGAUUUGUCAACGGCAGAACCGGUGGCGAGUUUGAGUGAAAAUUCGCGAUCUGAUUUGAUCGAUUUGACCGAUUACAGAGAUUUCGUUGCAGCGGCUAAGCCUACUUUCGAAUGUCUCACUCAUGAUAUCGUUUUGGUGUUUGAUGAGACGCAAAGUAUCUACAAUGAUACAAUUACUGAUUGGAAAGAACUCUCCUACAAGAUUCUCCAGGAUUUCAAAUGGUUUGGAGAUUUGAAAGUUAACGAUGAUCGGGGUGUCUUUACGAGAAUCUCAGUUGUCGUGUUUGGUGGUUUGGAACAUCAAGACGCUCCUGGUGGACACGCGAAUCGACAAGUCGACAAGAGUGACGAUAACGAUUACAGUAGUACGGUACUCUUCGAUUUGGACAAGUAUCCUGAUUGGCAAUCUGCAAAGAGUCAAAUCGCAGCCAAGGUCUUUGUCUACAAUGGGCUCACCAAUAUCACUUCUGCUUUGAACGCUGUGCAACACGUGUUCGACAUCGCAAAGAAUUACGGGGAUGAUCCGAAUUAUAACAGAACGUCGAAAAGAGUUGUGAUCACAAUGACUGACGGAUUUUUAACCGCUGACGAAGAGGAUGCGACAAAAGCUCAAGCUAAAAUCCUCCGCGAAAACUACAAAGCUGAUUUGUGGUUUGUUCUCGCCGAGUUUAACGUCGAUAAUGUCGAUUUCCCGCAUGCUUACAACUUCGCAGUCGCCAUGGCUGAUAAUAAGCCCCAGAGAGUGUUCAACUCGUCGAAAGCGGCGAUGAACUCAAACACAUUCGAGGCUACGUACGGAAACGAAUAUCCCUGUCCACCGAAAAGAUGUAAAGUUAUCUAUUUCGCUUGUGAGAACACUGAGGUGCUCGAUCCGAUGAUUAAGGGUACCUCUAACAAGCAGUGUGUGCAAGAGUCGCUUCAAUUAGCCGAAUACAUCAACAGUCAAACCAGCAAUGUCACUUUCCGUUUCCUGUUGUACUCGAAACCCGAGUUGACCACCAUAUACCCGGCUCAAGGCGAGGACGACUCGUACGCGAAUUUCGUCGCCCAAGUCACCCCACUACUCGACGAUACGAUUCGAGAGAAGAAACACGGAGGAUUUACCUAUUUGGCUGAUGCUCUCAACGUGAUCGCGAACUCUUUCCAACAAUAUGUCCGAAAAAAUCCACUUGCUGACGGAGCGCUUUUCAUUGCCGGACAAUUUGAAGACGGGAAAAUCCAGGAUCUCGACAUGGUGAAAGCGGCUGCUGGAAAUGUCCGAAGCAAGUUCUCGCACUUCUACGUGAUGGAUCGAUCCGAUCCGAAGCGAGCGCUGCCCUAUGGAGAUCCCAAUCAGGGAUGGGGAAUGGUGGCGCCGAAAGAACAGACGGUUCUCUUCGCCGGAAAAUACGAGACAGACAAGGAUGCGCUAGAAAAAAUCGGCUUCUUUUCUGUGAUCAGCAAACUCGACUGUGCUCUGCCUGAGCCGUACCGUUGCAAAGACAUGUUCGACGUUCAAUUCGUCUUCCAUUUCUCUGAUCAAGUUGACAACGAUGUUUGGGAUGAUCAAAAAAGUCUCAUCAACGAGAUGCUUUCCCAAUUCAAGGCGCCCUAUCCGGUUCAUUUGGGCGCUUAUUUCCUUGCUGAUGAUGGGUUAGACGUCCAGAUGGGCCUUCAAACGGUCGAUGAGAUCACCUCACUUAUCAAUGUAAACGCGACAACGACUGGAAGUCAUGAUAUGAGCUUGUGGGAUGGCGUGGUGGUGGAUCGUUUCUUGGCGAACACUGGGUGCAAGAAAACGACGUCAGCAAAUGAUCGGCCAAAUGUUGACAAUAUUGUGGUGAUCGUUUCGAAUGAUUGGACUCGAUGGGCUCAAUCGGCGUGGACGGACGUGACAAAUCACAUGGACGGAUGGAAGUGCAAAGAUUGCGCAAACUAUCCACAUUUCGUUUUCCUCGAUCUUAGUCCCGAAAAGAAACACCCGGAUGACUAUUAUCCUAUCGGAUUGAACACGAAUGAGAACCCCAUCUACAGGAUUUCGAAUUUCGAUCUUGAAGUCCGAGAAUCGCACAAUAUGAUCAACGACGCAGUGCACGGGAUUUGUUUAUCGUUUGACAGAAAUUGUUGCGUUGAUUUUCCGUGUCAAAUCUACACCGGACAAGUUGUUUGCGGUCAAAAAUCUUUCAUUCAACAAAUCACAAAUCAUGAAAUUUAU
This is a messenger RNA of Mesorhabditis belari, 3213 nucleotides long. The record is from the annotation of a GenBank genome assembly. Lineage: Eukaryota; Metazoa; Nematoda; Chromadorea; Rhabditida; Rhabditidae.